UCUCACAGCUGGCGCUAUAUCAGGCACCAGCUGCCGGAAGCCCAGCCUGGCCUCACCACUUGCUGCUGGCACUGCCUGGGCUCAGAAGAGGGUCUGAGCGCCUGCUCAGUAUGACAGAUGAUGGCUCUGAUGUGGGGGGAGGUGAUAGGGUUGUUCUGGGCUGGUGUCUCAGCACAGUGUCACUGCUGCAUUAGAGUCCACCCUCCAUGUGGAGGCAGAGCACACUCUUCUACUUUGGGACCAUCACACUGACAAGCUACAGCUGUAAGGCACAGGAGGCAUGGCCCUGUUCCCUCUGGUGCUGUGGUCUCUGCUCCUGGACUGCUGGUCCCACUCUCCAGGCUCUGCUGGGGAGAAGUCUGUGAGUCUCUUGUUUGGAGAAACUCGGUGUGAAGGCCUCCUGCAUGUGGAGCACAGUGGGCAGCAGGGCCUGGUGUGUGGGGACCGCUGGGGCAUGCAAGAGGCCUCGGUGAUCUGCAGACAGCUCAACUGCAGCAGGGCACUAUAUACCCCUCAACAUAUCUUGAUGCCCAAAGACAUACAGCCACCCUGGCUGUAUGGUGCCCAGUGCCAGGGUGAGGAGGCCUCUCUCUGGCAGUGCUCCCUGGGUGACUGGGGGCCCAUCAGUGGCUGUAAUUGCCAGUGUGUGGUAAUUGUCUGGUGCUCAGAUAGCAUUGUGAGGCCAAUUGGGCUGAUCGGAGGAGGCAGCCCCUGUGCUGGGAUCCCUGAGGUAAUGAAGAUGCAAAAUGAUAUUCUGAGGUGUGCCUUGCAAAAGGAGGAAGCAGGUGUAUUUUGCAGAGAACUGGAAUGUGGCACCGCUUUGCAGUGGUUCAGAGACCACCCUGGAGGGCUCCUUGGUGUCCAAGAGCAGAGAUAUGUGAGCUGUCAGGGAACAGAGCCCAGCAUUUUCCACUGCAAGAUCAACAGAAACUUUGUAGAACAGUGUGAUCUUCAAGUCUACACUGAGGUGGUGUGCACAGGACAUGUGGAAGCUCGGCUUGUUGGCAGCGAGGACCCCUGUGCUGGGCGCCUGGAAGUACAGAGGGGCCUGACGUGGGGCACAGUCUGCGAUGCUGACCUGGACCUGCCCACGGCCCAUGUGGUGUGCCGGGAGCUGCAGUGUGGAAAGGCCGUGUCCACACUUGGAACUGCCCACUUCGGCCAGGGCUCAGGGCCCGUGUGGAUGGAGGCCUUCCGUUGUGUGGGCAACGAGUCUCUGCUCUUCCACUGUCGGCGGGAGCCUGGGAGUCAGUGCACCCAUGAGCAGGAUGCUGGGCUCAGGUGCUCGGGAGAAAAGUUCCGGCUGGUCAAUGGCAGCAGCCCCUGUGAGGGCCGUGUGGAGCUCCAGGUGCAGGGAGUCUGGGCACCCCUCUGUGCAGCCCACUGGAGCUUAGCAGAUGCCAGCGUCCUGUGCCACCAGCUCAACUGUGGGAGUGCAGCUGCCAUACCACGAGGAGGCCAUUUUGGAACUGGAGAUGCUCCCAUCUGGCCAGAUGUGCUCCACUGUGUGGGGACAGAGCCCCAUUUGUUGAGCUGCCCAUCCAGCACUUUGGGUGCGAAGCCCUGUGCCAAAGGAAAUGCUGCCUCUGCCUCUUGCUCAGGUCUUGCUGGAGCCCUUAGACUCAGGGAUGGACAGAGUCGUUGUGAUGGUCGUGUGGAGGUCUCGCUGGAUGGAGUGUGGGGCCGCGUCCUAGAUGACGCCUGGGACCUGCGUGAUGCCAGCGUCGUGUGCAGGCAGCUUGGGUGUGGAGAGGCGGAGCAAGCUUAUGAUGCAUCAGCCCCUGGCCAUGGAGUCCUUCCUGUGGGGCUGAGCCAGGUGCACUGCGAGGGCUCGGAGACCAGCCUGACCCAGUGCAAUGUGUCUGUGACCCUGCUGGCGCCUGUGGGGACCUCACGAGAUGUGGGUGUGGUGUGCUCUGGGAGCCUUCAGGUGCGGCUGGCUGGGGGCCCUGGCCGCUGUGCUGGGCGAGUGGAGGUGCUGCAGGCAGGCACUUGGGGCACUGUGUGUGACGACGCCUGGGACCUGCAGGACGCACACGUGGUCUGUGAGCAGCUGGGUUGUGGCCGUGCCCUGAGUGCACCAGGGGCUGCCUACUUCGGAUCAGGAUCCGGGCCAAUCUGGAUGGAUGAGUUGAGCUGCCUGGGCAAUGAGUCUGCACUUUGGCAUUGCCCAUCGCCAGGGUGGGGACAGCACGAUUGUGGGCACAAAGAGGAUGCUGGGGUCUUCUGCACAGAAUUCACAGAUCUUAGGCUGCAGAAUUAUGGACAGCCAUGUGCUGGGCGGCUGGAAGUUUUCUACAGUGGGACUUGGGGUGGAGUCUGCCACAUCCUGAACCCUGCCUCCCUGGGCCUCCUGUGUGGCCAGCUGGGCUGUGAGCCCCAAGGGCAGCUGCUGGCAAGGCCAGAGAGCUGGCCUUCCCCUGCAGUUUUCUGGCUGACUUCCAUUCAGUGCAGGCCCAAGCAUGACAGGUCCCUGUGGCAGUGUCCUUCAACCCCGUGGGACCAGCAUUCCUGCUCUAGCAGUGAAGAGGCCUGGGUCCUGUGUGCAGGAAAGAAAGGAGAAAUUCCUGAGGAUCCUGAGCAGACCCUUAACUGCUCCUUCACGCUCAGUUGCCCAGAGGAGGGUGCACUGCGCCUGCGAGGCGGUGAUGACGACUGCUCAGGGCGUGUGGAGCUCUGGCACAUGGGCUCCUGGGGCACUGUGUGUGAUGAUUCCUGGGACCUGGCAGAUGCAGAAGUCGCGUGCCGCCAGCUGGGCUGUGGUCAGGCAGUGAAUGCCACGCAGGGGGCUGCCUUUGGUCCUGGGUCAGGACCUGUGUGGCUGGAUGAGGUGAGGUGCCGUGGAAGUGAGGCUUUCCUGUUGGACUGUCCCACAGAACCACUGGGAUUUGGAGAUUGUGAUCACAAGGAAGAUGCAGGAGUGAGGUGCUCUGGAGCUCCUUUCUUGGCUCCUGCAUCUGUGGCUGAGCCCUGGACCCUGCCUGAGAUUGCCUGUCUGGUUCUUGGCUGCCUGUUGGGCCUCAUCUUCCUACUUCUCGGUGUUCAGCGGAGCCGCCACAUGCUUUCCUUCAUGGGUUCUAGAAUGUCAGAGCACCUGCCUUCAGAGGGUGUGUAUGAGGACAUUGAAGCUCUUCCUGUGGAGAAGAAAGAGGAGACACUCUCAUUGUCUGGAAACCUCGUGCUGGAAGAGGGUUAUGAUGAUGCUGAAGAUCCUGAGGAAGACUGUGGGGAGGAGACAGAAGAAAUGGAGCAGCAGAGUCACUGCUGAGCGCUGCAGGGUCCAUUCUACUCUUCCUGUUUUAUGUUCCAUGAGGAGAGCUCUGCUCAGUCUGCUUAGUCUGGCUGUUACAUUUAAAUGACCUGAGAGCUGUGUCUCUGAGUCUGUUACCCUUAUUGCUAUCUCUUAUCUGGGACUCUAUGCCUUCUCCUUCUUCCUUUAAGGAUAGACCUUAAACUCAAUCUUCUCUUUGGCCUAUGUGUUGUUAUGUCCUUUGUUUUCCUUCAGGUUUCUUUUAUAGUUGCCCAGUAUCCUUCCCAGAACCUGGUUGAUGAUGGGUUUUAGGAGGUGCCAUGGAUGGGUAAUAUAUGGACAGGGGGAUUCCAGAUGAGAGACAUUUUAUCACCUGAUCUGCUAUAUGCAGUUCUUGUCUGUCUGUAUAUAUGUUUGUGACUGUGCUCCUCAGUGGUUACCAGCAGCUCAGUACCUAUGUGGUCCAGAAUAAUACAUGACAAUCACAGUUCAUGUAUAUCUCAUUAUACUGAGAUAUGAAUCCAUGACAUCUUCCAUGGAUUGGAAGGUGGCAGCAUUCACCGGCCCAAUACACAGGAACCUGGGCUGACCACUGGGACCAUGAGUGUGUCUGGAGGAUGGGUUAAUCUUGGAGGCUGACAUCUGUCUUGCCCUCAUUCUUCUAACAGCUUACAUUAAAUGCACUGUGAUCUGUCCCUCUCAGGUAGUUUUAUGAGGUUCCACCAGGAUCUUCCUUGUAUUCUGGGUCCACUUCUCUCCCUCACUUCUCUGCCUUUGUGUGUCUCCUUUUCAUCCUGCUCUUGAAGCUUUCCUUGUGUUUGGAGAGGCAUUUCCUGAUGAAGUGUGUAUGAUGACCCCCACCUGCCACCUGUGAGCAGAGCUUGUCCUCCUUUCAUAGGAGGUGUAUGCACUUGAAACUCUGUGACUGAUGACCUGUUCUUGAAAAAUGAAUACUGAAUGUUUGAUGAUAUAGUUAGUUUGUUUGUGAGGAUACCUUACAGAACACCCCUGGGCACUGUUUCUGGCCCCUCUGGCAUGCUACCCUGCCUUGGAGCCUGUUGACUAUUGUCUGAAACCUUCACAGAUGUUGAACUAAGAUGAACUUUUCUUCCCUUAACUUGCGAGUGUUGGAUGUUUUACUCAGCAAUGAGAAAUUAACUAAAACAGAUGUCUUUCUAACUAAAUUGAGACAUGGAUACAAAGCCUCCCUAAUGCUUCAGCGUGUGCUUACUAGAUAGUGUUCAGUGAUUUCUGCAUACCUUUUUCUUUUGAUGUGAUUUGCAUCUAUCAAACUUCCUAUUGUGUAUGAUUUACACACUUCAGACUCUUGUGUGUUUAUUGUUUGAAUCUAAAGAGUACAUAAAGCUACACCUCAGGAAUUUCUAUAAAAUUGAAAACAUCGCCACCUUCAUAGGUUCAUCCAUGAUCCUUUGUACCUUUCCACAGUCCUAAACUUUCCAAUAUAAUGUUUAGCAUGCUCCAGAUUUUCACAUAAAGUGUAACAUAAUAUGUACUCGUGUGUGUAAGUGUUCUUUCACUAAAACAUAAUGUUUUAGAAGUUCCCUGAUGUUAUGUGUGUCCAUCAUCUCUUAAUAUCACUUUGUGGUUUUUCUAUUGGUUGGUCACAUUUUUUUACCUUCCUUUUGGGCAUUAUGAAUACCGUAGUUGUGUUUUUCCUUUUCUCCUAAGGAAUAACUAAGCUAUUUUCAUUUUUUGAGCACUAUGAAUAAAGCUACUGCAAGAUUUCUUAUGUGCCUCUUAUUCUUAGACAUAUGUUUUGAAUUAUCUAAGGUAUAGACAGUCUUGGCCAAUGAUUAGGUACCUGUUUAGCUUCAUGAGAAGUUACUCUCUCUCUCCUAAUGACCCCAAUCAGUUUUCACCCUGCCAACAAUACAAAUGCUUCAGUUUCUUCACCACCCUGCCAAUAUUUGGUAUUGUCAAAGUUCCUCCUGUUUUCUGUUCUAGUCAAAAUGCAGUGAUGGUAUUUCACUGAGGCUUUUUUCUGGACUGAAGUGAGAUAUUGGCAGGUUCAAGCAUGCCUUGGAGUGAUCAUUUGUGUUUUAGUUGCUGCCUCUAUCAAAUUCUACUUCCUGUUAACUUGUAAUUUUUUUUGCUUCUUAGAUUAUGUUCUUAUGGAUUCAGCUAUCAUAUUUUUAAAUGGCAUGUAUUUUUAAAGCAGCUUUUGGUUCAAAACAAUAUUAAAUAGAAAGCACCUGUGAUUCCUAAUACUCCCUGGCUCCCACAAUGUCAACAUCCUGCCCUAGAUGAGGCAGGUUGAUGAACCUAUGCUGAUACAUCUUAAUCAUUCAAAGUCCGGAAUUCACUUUAGUAUCUAUUAUAAACCUAAACAACUAUCAGAGACGUUUGCUCCAGAGGACAGUGAUAUACAGUUGGAAAGAGCAGAGCUUUAUAACAGGAACAAAUAUGUCUUAGUAAUCUAUGUGUAUAUUCAGAGAAGUUGAGGCAUGGAGAAUUUCUUAAAGGUGAAAAUGAGGAAAAUUUCUUCAGAUAUUUUGAAACUAUAAUCCUUGGCCACAAGAAUUAAACAAAAACCUGAGGCUGGUCACAAGUUGUUGGGAAGACCACUUUAUGGAAGUUUCCAGUACAUGACUGUGGGGCAUAAUGUUUGAUAGUUACUGUGAGGAGUUGCGCAUGAGACCCUUUUUUCAUACCUUUUAGCUUUUUUUUUUUCCCUUUCUUUUUUAUCAGGGAACUCACAUCCUCAUGCUUGCCAGACAAGCACUUAAACCACUGAGCUAAAUCUGAGGCUUUCAUACUUUUAGCUUUAUAUACUUUCAUUUGGAUUGAGAUGAAAGACUCUGGGACAGGGAUUUAGUUCAGUGUCAUAAGCACCUGUGUGGCAAAGCACAAGGUUGUGAGUUCAAUUCCUGGGUACAAAAAAAGGGAAAAAUAUAAAAAUAUAUGUCUCUGUUUUGAAUCUGAAAAGUUUAUUUCUCUCAUAUUUUUAUUUUUACUAGUGCAUGUUGGGUUCAGUAAUUGUGUUCACAUUCCUUGUGUGGAGUUAGUUCACAUACAUAACAGAUCUUAAUUCCUUUUUUUCAACCCUUUUCCUACCCUCAUUAUCUUAUCUCUUGGUCCUUUUCCUAUUUGAGAAGGAUCUAUCAGUACUUUCUAGUGUCUAUCUUUUAUUUUUCUGUUUACUUAUCACGUGUUCUACACAGAAAAGAAAUCAUGUGAUAUUUAAGUUUGUGUCUUAAGUAUUUCAAAUAACAUUAUAGCUUCAAGUUGCAUCCUUUUUCCUACAAAUGACUCAAGCUGAUUUUCCUUGUGGCAGAGUAGGACUCUAUUGUGCAUAAAUACCACAUUUUCCUUCUGCAUUGAACCACUGAUGGACACAUAUAGUGCUUCCAAACUUAGCUGUUAUGAAUUGUGCUGUUAUAAGCGUGGCUCUGCAUGCAUCACUGUAAGAUGAUGUCUUCAACUCUUCUGGGAAGAUAAAUAGAAGGGGACUAAUGUAUUCAAAGGGAAUUUCUAGGUUUUAUUUAUUUAUUUAUUUUAAAGAGAUUAAGAUGAAAGAGGACAGGACAAAGCAGAUCAGAACAGAACAAUGUAAGCAACACAAUAAUUCACUACAAGAUAAUUUGAUAUUAACAGAAGCUACCAUCAUGUCUCUUUCUUUGAAAUAGUUGAGUAUACCUUCACAUACAAGAGUAUCAAACAUAACAAAAUAGUAUGACACUAUACAAGAGAAUGAAAGUAUUACCGGGCAUUCAGACCCAAAUAACAGAAAUUGAACAAUGGUUACUAUAUUAUCUCAUUUUCCAUAGAAAAUUUGUUUAUGCCAUCACCCAUAUUAAAAUCCAAUAAGACACAAUAUGAUAGAACCAGUGGAAAUAGAAGAACAAAAGCAUGGUAGGACUUCAAAGCAAGAUGAUAUUAAAUCAGCCAUGGCUGCCAUAAUGUCUUGUUUUCUUCAAAAUAGCUGUUCAAACCAUCACACAUAAUAAAAUUUUUAAAAAACCAUGAUAUAACCAUUCCAACUAAUGAAUGCAAACAUUAUAAGUCUUCAAAGCAAUGUUAUGGGGAAUCAUGACGAACAUAAAAUCUUACGUACUCUUACCAUGUCUUACAGUAGGAAGACUCUGUACUAAUUUCCAUAGCUGUAUUUAUACUCCCAUCAACAUUUUAGAAGGGUGUUUUUAAACCCACAGUUUAGCCAAUAUUUGUUAUUUGAUUCCUUGAUGAUGGCCAUGAAGUCUCUGAGGUUGAUUUUGGCCUUGGUGAUAAUAUUAUAUAACAGAAAUAAAUAACUGUAAAUUUUAAGGUGACUCAAUCACAGAGUGAGAAGCUUUAGCUCAGUUUUCUCAGAAUUCAACUGUUGUCAAUAAGAAAACAUAGAAUCUAAAAUAUGAGGGGCACUGUAGGUCAAGCAGUGCUUUAAGCACUUCAGUGCAUUAUGGACUCUGACUUUCCUCUGCACUGCUUGUGAUGUCUGUUAUCAUUGAGGCUGUCAGGGAAGGAAAUAAUGGCAUGUGGAAGUUAGACAAACCUUAUGCAAUUUUCCUUCACAUCUUUACAUUUCCAAGAAUUAAUAUUCUUUUUUACUAUCCAUGGAAUGUGUGCAAAGCUGAAGCCAGGUUGGUAUCACAUGCCUAUAAUCCCAGCACUCGGGAGGUCGAAAUGGGAGGAGAGCUACAAGUUCGAGACCAGCCUGGAACACACAAUGUGUUGGCAUUCCACCAAAUCUACAUAGUGUGAACUUAUCUGAAAAAACCAACCAACGACCUAAUCAAGAACAAAAACCACAAAGUGAAAAACCUAAGUAUGUUUAGUUGAAAAUGACUACACCAGGUGAUACUUGUAAAAUGUCUGGAGCAGUUUUUGGGUCAUGCAUAGAGCAAUGUGACCAUUUCUGUGACUAUGCAUGCACUAUGUCAAAUAAAUCUUAACACAUAUUUAAAAAUUAAAAA
Messenger RNA from Cavia porcellus (domestic guinea pig), 8181 nucleotides. Its product is annotated as scavenger receptor cysteine-rich domain-containing protein SCART1-like. The record is from RefSeq and is a predicted model, not a curated record. Lineage: Eukaryota; Metazoa; Chordata; Mammalia; Rodentia; Caviidae. Gene Ontology annotation, cellular component: plasma membrane. Bases 281 to 3268 code for a protein of 995 amino acids. Gene Ontology annotation, molecular function: serine-type endopeptidase activity. Gene Ontology annotation, biological process: zymogen activation. The transcript has 12 exons.